GCGGCUUCUGGGCAUUUCAGCUGCUUCUCGAGCCGCUACCCUUGCGGGCAUGCUUUCAGUGAGCACUGGGUCGAUGCUGGCAUCAUUGGCAGCGGAUGAAGCUCCGGCGACCCUGAGCGUAGCGCUAGGAUGGGUACCGGAAAAGGACCGAAGGAGAAAAGGAGGUGUAAUCGACAAGCGCGGGACCAUUUCAAGCUCGACAUUUUCCCUCUUGGGAUACGACGCUGGAAAGAAGAAGGAACGGUUGCUUGGGGCUGCGCGCACAGCCUUGGUGGGCAUGCUGCUAUUCAAGGGUCUUGGAGGGCGGUUCAGCGGCGUCGCACCGAGUAACGUGGCACAACCGGGCGCCUUCUUUAACGUCCGUGGCACCCUCCCUGCAGGACUGGAGUACGCGAGUCCCAAACAGAAACGGCGGUUGGAUAUGUUUGGGUGGGUGUACGGCUGCCAUACGUGCGGCAGGCGUCAAAUGGGAGACUACGUGGGGGACCACAUGCCGCCAAGGAAGGUGGCAGUGGAGAUGAGCCGUCGCUGGUGGCGGCGGCUCUUGGGCAUUCGGUGAAGUCAAGCAGCGCUUCACGCCCCAGUGUCGCCCAUGCUCCAGCAUUCAGAGCGCAGCAGUACGCAGCGAUCGACGCAUUCUGGUGUAUCACUAUCUCUCCCUCCGGCGGUACCACGCGACAGGCGCGGUUUUAGAAGUGGUCUCCCUUCUGCCCGGCCAUGGC
Molecule: messenger RNA, 722 nt
Organism: Nannochloropsis gaditana CCMP526
Exons: 3
Coding region: 50-559 (169 amino acids)
Source: RefSeq, a predicted model, not a curated record